AUGGUUGGAAGAAGAGAUGGGAGGACUGGUGGAGAAGCCAGGCGAGGACAGGUUGGACUUGCAGAUGGAACGGACAGUACACGUAAAUGGGGACAGGCAGAACAUGUAGAUGGCACAGGCAUGUGGCUUCUUAUCUUGCUGCUCUCUCCGACGCAGACGUGGCUGCGACGCCGCGGACGCAACCGCUUGUACGUUCGCAGUGAGCGUUUCGUGCAACCUACAUCGGUGCGGGUCCCUAUCAAGAGUUCAUAUGUAGACCCUACAGAUUUGUCUCUUCAUCUUUUGGGUGAGUACGCACAGCGACGAGCUGCGAGCAGCGCGCGGGUGGCUGCCAAGGUAAACAUUCCUGGCGACCCCGACCGCCGCUGCCGGCAGUGUACAGCUCCCGACCUCGCCACUAGCGGCGGCGCCUCCGCGCUGCUUCACGCCGCGCCCACCGAUCAUUAUUCUUUGGGUGGAGUGGGAAUGGAACGGGCAGCGAAAAUUGUGACUGAAAUACAAGUUUCUUUUACGAGCUCGUCUUAAUUUUGCUUAACGCAGUAAAUACUUCAAGAAAUAAAUACAAGUUGUUUCAUUGUCAACUUUAGUUUUAGAAACGCAUCGUGCACUUUAAAAAACAUGAAACAGAAUUUUGCACAAAUAAAAUUUAAUUAUACCCAAAUGGGGUUCAUGAUAUUAGGAAUGUCAAAAAAUACAUCUGCUUUACAUGUAUUUGCAGAUUGCAAAAACGGUUGAAUGUUAAAUGUUGAAAGUAAAU
Gryllus bimaculatus (two-spotted cricket) is the source of this 757-nucleotide messenger RNA. The record is from the annotation of a GenBank genome assembly. Lineage: Eukaryota; Metazoa; Arthropoda; Insecta; Orthoptera; Gryllidae.